This is a messenger RNA of Bemisia tabaci, 1319 nucleotides long. It is a transcript of the gene SpdS, whose product is annotated as Spermidine Synthase. The record is from RefSeq and is a predicted model, not a curated record. Gene Ontology annotation, molecular function: spermidine synthase activity. NCBI's taxonomy places the organism in Eukaryota, Metazoa, Arthropoda, Insecta, Hemiptera, Aleyrodidae. Gene Ontology annotation, cellular component: cytosol. Gene Ontology annotation, biological process: spermidine biosynthetic process.
ACUACAACACAAGUGCGCAAUUUUUCCAUCCACGAACCUGUGAAUUCUGUGAUUCAAGUGACGAAAAUUCUACGUUGUCAUAUUCUGUCAACUUUUUAGCUUUAUCUCGCAAGUUGCAGAGUCGCUUAGCACAAGUAUAUAUCAAAAAACUGUUGUAAUUGGCUUUCGGAACAACUGAUCAUCAUCUCAUCACUUGCGGGACCGCCGUGCGCAACCCGGGCGAUCACGUGUAAAGAUCACCUUCCCCUAGCAUGGAUAGUAUCAAAUCAGGAUGGUUCAGCGAAUUCAGUCCUUUGUGGCCUGGAAUCUGCCUUUCACUUGAAGUGGAGGAUGUGCUCCACAAGGAGAAAUCUGAUUUUCAAGAUGUCAUGAUUUUGAAAACGAAAUCAAAUGGAACAGCUUUAAUCCUAGAUGGUGUCAUCCAGUGCACUGAAUCCGAUGAGUUCUCAUACCAGGAAAUGAUUUCUUUUCUACCGCUCUGUUCUCAUCCAUGUCCCAGAAAUGUUCUCAUUGUUGGCGGCGGAGACGGCGGUGUUGCCAGGGAAGUGAGCAAACAUCCGGAUGUACAAUUGAUCGAUCAAGUAGAAAUAGAUAGAUCUGUGAUAGAGGUUUCAAAAAAGUACCUCCCAUUUAUGAGCCAAGGCUUUCAAAGCCCCAAAUUGAACCUCCAUGUUGCUGAUGGUUUUGCAUUCAUGGAAAAAUGCGACCAGAAAUAUGAUGUCAUCAUCACUGAUUCCUCUGAUCCCGUCGGGCCAGCUGAAUCCUUAUUUCAACAUAAUUACUUUAAGUUGAUGCGCAAAGCCCUCAAACCGGGCGGUAUUGUUUGUUCCCAGGCAGGAGCAGUGUGGAUUGACAAACACACUGUUGUAUCUACUUUCAGCCAUUGCCUGAAAGAAUUCAAAUCUGUUGCUUAUGGCAUUGUCUCUGUUCCUACCUAUCCCACCGGACAAAUUGGAUUUGUGUUGGGAAGUCUUAAUCCAGAUACUAAUUUCAAGGUUCCUCUAAGGAAAUUCAGCGAUGAAGAACUAGACAAAAUGAACUGUCGAUACUACUCCAGUGAUAUUCACGCAAGUGCUUUUGUUCUCCCCCGUUUUGCUGUGAAAUUAUUGGAAGAUGCAAAGAGAGGAGACAUAAGCCAACAGAACGGAAAGACUGUAAAAUAGAUGGACUUUAGCAAUCCAUGCAAGUAGCAUCCUCACUUUGCUUCUUAUUUUAAGAGUUGAAAAAGAAAAAAGAGCAUUUAUUCAAGAUUUCUAUUAUUGCAUUUUUUAAUUUGUGUCGGUUUCCUAUUUUAUAAUUGUUGAAUUUUUACACUCUCA